CACACUACUUCCCGGAAGUCACCGGACACAUCACACUUCCCGGUUACCACUCUCGUCACUACACAAUCGCAAACAUCCCACCCAUCUCCGCCACAUCACAUCCCAUCUCUUCCCCAUGUCGUUCAGCGAAGAUGAAGAGCUAGACAAGCUCCUAUCGAAACUCAACACUCGCAUCAGGCCCGACUCCCUCCCCGACCUCAAACAGCAAUGCUCAGCCGUCCUCAGUGAGAGCCUUCUCGAUGGUUUGUCGACUGUUGAGGAGGUUUUCUCUGUUUUGUGUCGCCACGAGCUUGUGUCGCCGUACAACUGGCCGCAGCUGGUCGAGCUGAUGAACGGCAUCGGGCGCAGCGACCUGGCGAAGAGAGUGAGGUUGUAUGGUAAGCGACAGGGGCUGCCGGACAGGCCGGAGGGAGAGUGGCAAGUGGAGGAAGAACCCGACAACGCCCUCGUCACAUUCAAGUUUGCGUCCGGCUGCGAUCUCACCGAGUCAGUCUCCUCACUCUUUUCCGCUCUCAACAUGCUCGUCUUCGAGUCCGGCUCGUCCACAAUCUGGUUCAUGGGAUCCACAUCAUUCGAAGCCAUUUUUCACAUGAACAUUUCAGACGCCGAGAAAGUCAUGUCCGUGGCCAGACAGAAGCCGAUAUGGCUCCUACAGCUUUUCAUGCUCCACGUACAAUGCGGUGAAGACAUCGUUUCUAUUGUCGUCGAUCCUACGCCUCUGGAGUUAUCACUAAAGAGCGACGUGUCGUUGACAUUAGACCCGAAAUUUCAACGUUUGAUUGGUAGCUUGGUCAAGAGGCUGAGCGACCGUGACGAGAUCAUACGCUGUUGCUCGCUCGUCCUCGACGAUGACGACUUUGUUGAUUCAUUAUCCCUUGACGAAGUCUUCGAAGAGCUACUCUGUCGGCAUCUUCUCACACCCUACAACUACGUGCAGCUCGCCGAGCUAAUGCGGCAGGCCGGACGGAGUGACUUAGCACAGAUGGUUGAGCGUAGAUCGAGACGUUACGGCUUUAUGGUGUCCGACAACGACGGCAUUCUCCCACAGUGUGUGGAGCCGGGACGCGUGGUGGUCAAGUUCAGUGUUCAAGGGAAGCAACCACUGGAGGAGAAGAUCAGUAAUAUGAUUGAUGGGUUUAGUAUGAUUUUGUUCAAGACGGCGCUUCCUGUUCUCUGGUAUCUGGCGUGUGUUGCUGGCGAGAGUCAUCAGUUGUAUUUCGUGACGACAAAGAAGAAUUUGAGGAGGAUCUUUGAUUCGGCGAGGAAUGGGCACGUGUGGUUGCAGGAUUUGGGGAUUGUGACGGUGACGGUGGGGAUGGAGACGGUUUCAGUUGUGAGGAAAGGACCCGACACUACAGCACAGAAAGAUCGUGACAAGAGGCUUGUUCUUGCUGCUCACCAGGGAAACCAGAAUUUAGUCCAAACUCUACUCGGUCUUCAUGCUGAUGUACACUUCCAGGCUAAGGAUCAGGUGACUGCUUUGAUGAAGGCGUGUUUCAAUGGAAACGUUGAGAUUGUGGAUUUGCUUAUCAACUAUGGCAGCAAUGUGAACACAUGCACAGAAGAGGAGAUGGUCCAACCAUUACACAUCACAGUUUCUCGAGGACACCCAAAGAUUGCUGAACUUCUCCUCAAUUGUGGAGCCGACAUCAAUGCAGUAGGAUGGGGAGGUGUGACUCCUCUACACAUAGCUGCAGCUGAAGGUCCAUUAUCGAUGGUCAAAUUACUGAGUCAGUGGAAGGGUGACAAGGUGGACGUGUGUGCUCUCGACGAGGAUGGGAAUCAGCCAUUGCAUUACUCUGCAUUGGAGGGACAUUCUGAUAUCGUCGAGUUUCUGUUAGAACGCGGUGCACCAGUCAAUUGCAGAGCAAAGAACAACCAGGCGCCGUUGCACUGGGCAGCGGGAAACAAUCGUCAGGAUGUCGUCGACAUCCUCUGUGACACCGGCGCCGAUCCAAAUUGCAGAGACAAUUGUAAGUGUACACCGUUGCACUGGGCUACUGAUGCAGGGAAUGACACGAUGGCUGCGAAGUUGCUCUCUCGAGGCUCCGACGUGAAUGCACAAAAUGAUUCCCAACAAAUUGCUCUUCACUGGGCUGGUAAAGAUGGUCACGUGACCCUUUCUCGUGUUUUAUUGGAUAACGGGAGUAAAGUCAACCUUAGAGAUCAUAAUGGAUUAACUCCAUUUCAGUUGUGUGUGAGUGAGGGACAUGCGGCAGUGGCGAAGAUGAUGAUUGCUUAUGGUGCAGAAAUCAAUGAGCAAAAUGAACAUGGCUGCACUGUUCUCCAUCUGGCGGCAUUAAAUGGUUACCUCAAGAUCGCUAAUCUUCUCAUCUCCCAAGGAUGCAAGGUUGACAAGAGAACAAACGAUUUCUACACUCCACUGCACUUUGCUUCAAUGGCUGGACACGUUAAGAUUGCUGCUCUUCUGUUGACUCACGGUGCUGAAGUGAAUGCAAUUGAUGAUGAGGGCUGGAAUCCACUGCACGUUGCUUCAUUCAAGAAUCACCCGGCGGUUAUAGAAGUGUUACUUCAGUACAAGGCUGAUAUCUAUGCAGAGGAUAAGCGAGGAAGGACGGCGUUUCAUCUCGCUCACUUGAAGAACAACCAAGAAGUCGUCGAUCUGUUUGAGCGCAAAGGCAUCGCUGUCUCUGUUCUCUAAGCCAAACAGCACACGUAACACAGCCACAUAAAAGUGAACAUGUAUGCGAAUCAAUAGGUUUAUCGAAAUUGUAAUGUCACGUGACUAUGACUCAUCACUAAUCACAUGAUGAUAUUUAUGGAUACAUGCACUAUGUUAUGCAGACUA
Corticium candelabrum is the source of this 2809-nucleotide messenger RNA. RefSeq names its product ankyrin-1-like. Bases 116 to 2662 code for a protein of 848 amino acids. The transcript is spliced from 16 exons. NCBI's taxonomy places the organism in Eukaryota, Metazoa, Porifera, Homoscleromorpha, Homosclerophorida, Plakinidae. Gene Ontology annotation, molecular function: protein binding. The record is from RefSeq and is a predicted model, not a curated record. Gene Ontology annotation, biological process: regulation of apoptotic process.